This is a messenger RNA of Aspergillus ibericus CBS 121593, 2917 nucleotides long. RefSeq names its product serine/threonine/tyrosine protein kinase MPS1. Lineage: Eukaryota; Fungi; Ascomycota; Eurotiomycetes; Eurotiales; Aspergillaceae. Gene Ontology annotation, biological process: mitotic spindle assembly checkpoint signaling; protein localization to kinetochore; peptidyl-serine phosphorylation. The record is from RefSeq and is a predicted model, not a curated record. Gene Ontology annotation, molecular function: ATP binding; protein serine/threonine kinase activity; protein serine/threonine/tyrosine kinase activity. Bases 109 to 2565 code for a protein of 818 amino acids. The transcript has a single exon. Gene Ontology annotation, cellular component: spindle; kinetochore; nucleus.
CCACAACACGCCGACGUCGACUACUAACCCUUUGCAGCAGGUACCAUUGGGGCCAACUGGGCUGGAACUCCGGGCUGACACGUCAAUGUGGUCUUACCGAGCUCUCGAAUGAAGCCCUCGCCCCCCUCACGCUCGACAGCGCCGACUGGCUUGCAUCGCCAGCCCUCGUACCGUGAGAUGUCCCGCGCCGCCAUCUCCCGCUCCGGGUCCAGGCGGACCUCCCCAGAGAUCCAGAACUCGACCGCCUUUCGAACCAAUGCCUCGGUCACAAGACACUACUCUGGGGGUGACAGUUCCGACGACGAAGUCCCCGAACCUAAAUUCAGUGCCUCCGUCAAGGCCCUCCUGGAUGAGGAUGGACUCGACCUCUCCCCGCGUCUGCGCGGCGAGCGCAUGGGAUCGGCUCGCUCAAGCCAGGAACGACGAGCUCGUACCACCUCGCCCCAAGACCAAUCGACCGGAAGCCCCGCGCCUCGUGUGGUUCGCCUUGCGCCAUCCCUGAAUAGCAGCGGCGGCAGAUCUAGACGGGAGGGAUCACUCCUGUCCAACAGCGAGAGCGCAGACCACGAAGCAAGAACCGACUCGAAUGAUUUUAUCACGCCUGCCCCGAGGCCCCGCAGUGUGCGCAUCAAUGGUUCCCGGAGCCACACACGCUCACUUGCGUCCGAAUCACCCUCCCAGAGACGAUCGGCUGAGAGGAGCUAUGUCGACGAGCAUGGAAGCGCGGAACGUUCGGAAGAUGAAAGAAAGUAUCGGUAUGAGGAUGAUUAUGCGCCUCGGACCGGUCCUUCAUCGGUACUCCGCACCCGGAAUCCAGAGGACAUCGGCAUGCAGAGCUCACUGCGAGUGAAGCGAGUCGGAAGGCUCACUGGAACAUUCUUGAACGGCCCCGCAAGGCGUGGCGUAUUACGUCGACAGAGUGAAGAGAAUAAUGAAGAUCGAGAAUUGGAUACGAAUGUCGACAGCGCUGACUACCACUAUAAGACUACUGCGAGAUCCUCGUCCCCUAAGGUGUCAUGGGCGGAUCCAAGCCCACCAGUCAAGACCGACGAGCACCGAUCCUUUGAUCGCGCCGACGGACCCUUUUCUAGAUCCUCAUCGCCCAAGUCUUAUGGGUCACACUCGAAAUCGACACCCGGGUCUUCCUCAGAAACGUCGUCCAAACCCUCAAGUUCUAGGGAGCAGCCUAUGUUCAAAGUGCCUCUUCCACCAACGUUGCCCUCAACUCGAGACCAAGAGAACGAACCGCCGCCGACCUUCAAGCGUGCCAAGCCUCAGGGAUUCAAUUUGCUGGACAAACCCGAGAAGCUGGCUGUAGUAUACGGCGAGGAGAAGAAAGAGCAUGGAGAGACACCCGCAGGGAACGGGAACUCGCCCAGAAAGAUUUUAGCAACAAGAAAUAAUAACACGCCUCACAGACCGGCUCCCCCUCCCCCCAAGAUGUCCGUUCUUGAGACAGCCACAGCCACAGGAGGAGCUGCCACAGCAUCACACUCCCGGAAAAAACGCAACCAAGUGUCGGUCAACCAUAAGCCUUUCACCCGGCUGGACUGUAUCGGUCGCGGCGGAAGUUCAAGGGUGUAUCGGGUCAUGGCCGAGAACUAUAAGAUCUUUGCCUUGAAGAGGGUGAACCUGGAGGACGUCGAUCCGAUCACCUUGGCUGGAUACAAGGGUGAAAUCGAUCUGCUUAAGAAGUUGGAGAAUCUCGAUCGCGUUGUGCGCUUGUUCGAUUGGGAGCUCAAUCAAGACAAGCACACGCUGAGUGUCCUUAUGGAGAUUGGCGAAUCUGAUCUGGAGAAGAUCCUUACCUACCGACUUAACGCUGAAGAUGCUAGAUUUGACAUCAACUUUACCCGAUACUACUGGAAGGAGAUGUUGGAGUGUGUCCAAGCUGUACAUGAACACAACAUUGUGCAUUCUGAUCUGAAACCUGCGAACUUUCUCCUGGUUCAGGGCCGAUUGAAGCUGAUCGAUUUCGGAAUCGCGAACGCCAUCCAGGACAACACUGUGAACGUGCAUCGUGAGCAGCAAGUGGGGACGCCGAACUACAUGUCGCCGGAGGCCUUGAUCGACUCGAACGCCUCCCUCGGCCUACCUGCAAGUGUCGGAAAGAUGAUGAAACUGGGCAAGCCGAGUGAUGUGUGGAGUCUGGGAUGCAUUCUUUACAAGAUGGUGUACGGCCAGCCUCCGUUUGCCAAAAUCGCAAAAUAUUAUGAACGCAUCCUGGCUAUUCCUAAUCCUCAUGUGAAGAUCGACUUCCCCGCAUUCGGUGUGGGAGGCGUCCCCGUGCCUCCUGGACUGGUCAGAACAUUGAAAGGCUGUCUGCAGCGUGAUCAGACGCUACGACCGACCGUGAAAGAGCUCCUCAGCCAGCAAGACCCAUUCCUCUACCCGGACGCGCAACUCGAAGGCGCCGUCCCGGUCACACAAGACAUGCUGAACCGGAUCCUGGUAAACGUGGUCAACCACUGCCGGGUACGCGGCAUCCCCAAGGACGAAGAACUCGCCGCCUGGCCGGCCGGAUUCUUCGCCAAGAUCAAAGCUGCAUUGGAAGAAGGCAGCUAACCACCACCCUUUCGACUGCUUCUUUCCUAUGUCCUGUGUCUCCUUGUCUCCUGAUACCUCGUCGAAUGAACCGAUGAACCCGGCGUUCCCGUCCACACUAUAUCCCUUUCCUUUGUCCGACAUACUCUGUUCACUUCUUGUCCCAUUUUGGAUCUAUACAUCCUCUUCGUCACGUUUUGGUUUGGGGAGAACUGGAAACCUGAUGUUUUGUCUUGAGUCGCGCUUCAGCCUGGAUGAUUGAUUGAUUGAUUAAUUGGUUGCAUGUUCACUGCAUUGGACGCUGUGGGUUUCAGCAGCAUGGGUAUUUGGAGUUUUGAUUGUGUAUACCUUGGAAUAUACUAAUUCACUACCA